UAGAUCCCGGAGAGCGGAGCGUCGGUCGACCGCGACUCCGAUUGGCAGCUUCUCUGGGCUGCACCAGAAAACCCCCCGUGCAGCUCCCACGGCAGGUCUCCCCGGGAUCCGUGUUUUGCAUCGCUCCUCGAUUUGCAUUUCUUCCUCAGAUUUUCCGUGCGACGGGUUCCGCCGCUCGAAACCAGCGGGCGCGCCGCGGCUCCAUUGUACGUGCGCCUCCAUUUCCAAAGCGAUACGCGCGGAGAGCGUUACCUCUGGAAAUUCUGAAUAAUGUUGCCGAAGCCCCGCGAGCGUGGAAACUGAGGACGUUUUGAUUUUCAUGCAUUUCUGUUGCGCACCUACGGAGACACGUGUCUUCAGGGUAAACAGAAAGGGCUAGAUCGUGUCGGCAGAUUGCAUUGUGUUUCUCCCCCCCACGUUUUUGUUGGUUAUAGACGACCGAGUUCGAGCUCGGCGACCAGCUCUGCAUCAGUUCGUGCGCCUUGGCGAUAAAGACGCAGUUGGAAAUGUCGGAAGUGCUGCCAUUCAACGAGGAAAAAAUGAGUCAUUAUGGAAAUGAGGACGACGAGGGACACCUUUCCUUCACCUGUCGUCUUCAAGACACCAACAACUUCUUCAGCGGCUCACAGAAUAAACGUCCGCCGAAGCUCGGGCAAAUAGGCAGGAGCAAACGGGUUGAGUUCGAGGACGAGAACGGUGACAAUGAAGCGCUGAAAAAUGGAACAGAGAAGACCCCGGGAGAGGCUUAGAGCGCUCGGCCCACGACCCCCCAAAAGAGACUCUUGACAUUUUUUAUGGCGAUAUUUACCAGUUUUAAUCCAAAGACACUGUAUAUAAGCACUUUCUCUCAUGUGGCAGCAAGCGGCACUUCCACACCCUCCUCUUCCAGCCAGUCGCGGCCGUCCGGGUGACACUGGCAGGGGCGGGAGAUGGCGGCGAGCGCGAGACCUCCAGGUGGACCCCCCCCUCGACAUCCACACACGCGCCGACACACACAAACGCAGCCACACGCCACACGGCACGCACACUGAUCGUACCCUGGGUCGCAGGGUAUCGCCAUAAAUCCAAAAGCGGGAGAAGGUGCGGGGGGCGUCGAGGUGGAGGGAGGAGGCAAGCGCUGUCGAAACGCAGAAAUCAGGGACAGGAUACACAAAUGAAUCUAAUAUAGAAACUAAAGCACACACUUCUCCUAUAUCUUAUCAAUCAAACCUAUGGUAUCGUUCUUUCUGCUCUUCAUUUUGACUGAGGACGAAUUAAUUACUGACUAUGUAAAUAUGGAAAGGGUAGCCCAUAUUUUCUUGCACAAAGUGGGAAUCGCUAAACUGGUUUGUUCUGUGCUGAAGACUUUAUCCGCUGAUUCGUCAGACUACGGGUUUCGCAGCGACCCGAGGCCCGAGGGAGUGUUUCUCUUUCGUUUUUGUACGUUAAGAGCACUGGGAGCAUGAGAAUGAGAGUGAGUUUUUUUUUCUCGAUGUUGCCCGAGUUGUUUUUUUGUUACCAUAUUUUGCAGCUACCGAGUCCAUUUCUACACAGUGUAGCCCCACCUGUUUGUAAGCUUCCCAGGCCUUCACCUGGAUUGGUUGAUACUGUAAGCUGACUGUACACACCCUAUUGAUGAACUAUUUAUAUUGCAUUGUGCAUUAUCGUGCGUGCCAAAUCCCACGGGGGAUAUUCUGUACCGAACAACUCCUUCUUUUUUUUGUGCUUUCUACAUUUACUCAUGAAGUUCAGUUGUUUCGUUGGGUUGCCAUUUUUUAGGGCUCUUUCUUAAAACACUGAAAUACCAACUCAUGCAUGGCAAAUAUGAAAUCAUGCAUGCACGGCAGAAGUUCUGAAACUCUUGUGUAUUCUUGAAGCACCUCGUAUACAGCUUUGAAUGACAAACCUCAAGAAACAGUCUUAAUUCUGCGUCGUACUGUACGGUUCACACUGAUUUGUACAGUGGCCUAAUAUCUUGUAAUAAAGAUUAUGACAAAGUA
Molecule: messenger RNA, 1979 nt
Organism: Betta splendens (Siamese fighting fish)
Lineage: Eukaryota; Metazoa; Chordata; Actinopteri; Anabantiformes; Osphronemidae
Gene: camk2n1
Product: calcium/calmodulin dependent protein kinase II inhibitor 1
Exons: 2
Coding region: 507-749 (80 amino acids)
Biological process (GO): negative regulation of protein kinase activity
Molecular function (GO): protein kinase binding; calcium-dependent protein kinase inhibitor activity
Source: RefSeq, a predicted model, not a curated record